UCCGUGCCGUCUGCGGGACGCGGCGGCUGGGUGCGUCACACCGUCCCGCUUCCCUCUUGCCCUCCCCAGGGCAUGGGGUGAUGGAGGCGUCCAGCUCAGCUCUUGCAAGCCGGGGGGGUGACAGUCAGCGGGCGCUGUGCCCCAGCGUCCUUUCCCUGGGUUGACGGGGUAGCCGGGGGCUUUUUUGUGACAGCAAAGAGGAGGCGUUCGCAUAGAUGGGAACCGCGACACAUCUCAGGGGGGUUGCAGGCGGGCACGGAAGAGAAGCGGCGAAGGAGAAGGAAGAUGAUAACUUCGCGCUCAACACGAUGGCAGGUUUGCGAACAGGAAGCUUUUGAAGCAACCCACAGACCGGUCUGCAACGCUCAUCCCGUGAGGGUGACUCUUUGGCAAGCUGCUUCCGCCGCUCUCAGAAGGGAUGACCAAGCACUGGAACGCCUGUGUGCCCGCAGCCACCCACCCCUGAGCAGAAACCCAGGACCGUGGUCCCAGGGCCCAUUUUUGCCUCCAGCUGAGGAAGAGGCAGGGUGCCGAGACCCACACGGAGACUGUCGGAGGAACCCCGUCAUGGAGUUACCUUGUUCCUGGAGGCCAGAUCUCGUCUGGGAGAAUUUUGGCAUGGCAGCUUUGUAAAAUUUCACGUGCAAGUCUGACAGAGAGCACUGGAAUUUGCAGUUCUGGGAUACCAAGGCUGUGCAAGGACUCAGCCCUCGCUGGACCGCCCUGUGCUCGGUGAGCACAAGAGAGAAAGGAGGAAGAUGGAUCGACAUCCCAACACCACAAUCCGUACAGUGUCCCCAGCGCCUCUGGAGAGCAUGGUCUAUGGGGAUGGACACAAUGGGACCAGGUGCUUUGCAGAACACAUCCCUGAAAUCAUCACCGGUAGCAUCAUGCUGCUCAUCUGCCUGUGUGGGCUGGUGGGGAACGGGGCCAUCCUCUGGCUCCUCGGCUUCCGCAUCAGGAGGAACCCCUUCACCGCCUACCUCCUGAACCUGGCCGUGGCCGACACUUGCUUUCUCCUCUGCACAUCGACUUUCCUUGUAAUAUAUCAUAUGCCCAUGCUCAGCUGCUUUCAGCCAAAGCUUUUGCGGGUGCUGCCGCUAUUUCACUCCAUGGUUCUGCUCACAUACAGCACCAGCCUCUAUCUCCUCACGGCCAUCAGCGUGGAGAGGUGUGUGGGUGUCCUCUGGCCCUUCUGGUGCCGAUGCUACCGCCCAAAAUUCCUGUCGGCCAUCGCGUGCAGCCUGCUGUGGGCCCUCGCCUGUGUCCUUGCCGGGCUGGUGUACUUUGUGUGUGACCUGGGACACUCUGAACACUGCUGGACGGUUCUCGGAACCUUGUGCUUUCUCAAUUUCUGCUUUUUCACUCCCUUUAUGGUUCUUUCCAACGUGAUCCUCUUCAUCAAGCUUAAGCGUAGCUCUUGGCAACACCACCCGGCGAGGUUGUACACUGUCAUCUUCCUCACUGUUUUCUUCUUCCUCCUCUUCGGCAUCCCACUCAGCGUCCAGAUCUUCCUCAACUUCUUUGUCUACAUUAAUUUUGUCUUUGAGAUCUGCCUGUUGCUGGCCUCUGUCAACAGCAGCAUCAAUCCGGUUAUUUACGUCCUGGUUGGGAGCUGCGGAAAGUCCAGGUUCAGGGGAUCCGUCAAAGUCGCUCUUCAGAGGGUCUUUGAAGAUAGGGCAGAUUCCCAAGAGGUGGGUGAGACCCCUGUGAUGGGAAUUGCUGCCUAAACCCCUACGGCUGCAGACUGGCACCUCCGGGAGCAGAGCCCUUGCCCAGUUGGGUAAGUGGGACCGGCAGCGGAUAGUCGUGCAUCUCCCAGGACACAGCCACGCUCAUUUUGAUUUCCAGGGGCAGGGCUGGUUCCCACCUCAAACUUAUAUUUAAGUUAUUUUAAUAAAAGUGUCUUUCAUGUAACUUACUGGUGAUUACAGUUUCUUCCCUUGCUGUGCCCUUGCUUGUUCUCAGAAUUGAAGUUGUGACAGUCCCCUCACACUGCCCACUAGUUUAUAAUGCUGAAUUGAUGUGGUCCAGAAAGUCCUGCGCCAUGUGUUCUCCUGUUCUCCAGGGUUAACACGGCCACGCUCCUGGGCCCUCAUCUGUACCUUGUCUGCUUCCCAGCAUGGAGAUUUCCCAACUCUUCC
Molecule: messenger RNA, 2144 nt
Organism: Aquila chrysaetos chrysaetos
Lineage: Eukaryota; Metazoa; Chordata; Aves; Accipitriformes; Accipitridae
Product: proto-oncogene Mas-like
Exons: 2
Coding region: 759-1730 (323 amino acids)
Biological process (GO): G protein-coupled receptor signaling pathway
Cellular component (GO): membrane
Molecular function (GO): G protein-coupled receptor activity
Source: RefSeq, a predicted model, not a curated record